AUGUCUUCCACUCCUUUAAAAUACUAUCCUGUUGAUGAAUUUGAUCCGAAAGACUUUCUCAGUACAUAUUUUUGUACCAAAACAGAUGACGCACUUCUGGAGGAUGUUGUCAUAAACCCCAUGAAAGAUGUGCUUAAGGAACUUAAGUCAGGUCGCUUUUAUGGGGGCAUGUUGACUGACAUGUCUGUUGGCCCAAGUAUUUUUCACCUCCUUACAAUUUCUAAGCUCUUCAAAGAAAUCGCUAUAUUAGAAUUCAAUGAUUCAUGCGUCUCUGAACUGAAGAAAUGGCUAAACAAAGAUGGGGACGCUCAAGACUGGUCUCAUGCAUCGAAGAUAUUGGCCAACCUGGAAGGAAUAAGUGUUGGGUGGAAUUUAAAAGAAGAUUUGUUAAGAAGUAAAAUUAAGUAUAUUCUGAAGUGCGACUUAGCCAGAGAUAACCCUACCGACCCAGUAGUGUUACCGAAAGCAGACUGUAUCUUUUCUGCAUGGGCACUCGAUGUUGUCAGUAAAACUAAAGAGGAUUAUAUCCGCAACCUGAGAAAAACCUCCACUUUACUGAAGCAAGGUGGUCGUUUGAUAUUGUUGGGAGCGCUCAAUAUUUCUUAUUAUACGGUUGGGGAGCACAAAUUUAGUGUCCUCACUUAUGAUGAAAAAUUUCUCAGAAAGGCUUUAAAAGAUGGAGGCUAUGUCAUUGAAACUUUUGAAGCGAGAGGUAGGAAAACGCUCACUGCCAAUCUUGACUAUGAGAAAAUAGUGUUUGUCACUGCAUUUAAACAGUGA
Spea bombifrons (plains spadefoot toad) is the source of this 780-nucleotide messenger RNA. Its product is annotated as nicotinamide N-methyltransferase-like. Gene Ontology annotation, molecular function: N-methyltransferase activity. Gene Ontology annotation, cellular component: cytosol. Bases 1 to 780 code for a protein of 259 amino acids. The record is from RefSeq and is a predicted model, not a curated record. The transcript is spliced from 3 exons. Lineage: Eukaryota; Metazoa; Chordata; Amphibia; Anura; Pelobatidae.